This is a messenger RNA of Ylistrum balloti, 2256 nucleotides long. RefSeq names its product alpha-(1,3)-fucosyltransferase 11-like. Gene Ontology annotation, cellular component: membrane. The record is from RefSeq and is a predicted model, not a curated record. Lineage: Eukaryota; Metazoa; Mollusca; Bivalvia; Pectinida; Pectinidae. The transcript is spliced from 2 exons. Bases 141 to 1625 code for a protein of 494 amino acids. Gene Ontology annotation, molecular function: alpha-(1->3)-fucosyltransferase activity.
AUGUACUACUUAUUGACUUCUUAUCUUCCAGUUGUUGACGUGGACUCCAGCAAGUAUGUAAACGGGUUUUUCUGUAACUUCGAAAAUGGUGGUUACCAGGGCUUAGCUGGUCUCAGGGGAAUUCUUGUUGCUUGUCGUCAAUGAACAUGAAGCUUUCCAGAUUUUGUGGCUGUGGAUGCCGUUUGUUGCUGUUUUGUUUGUCUGCUUUCGUAGUAUUUAUAGCAGUGACAUUUCAAGCUGAUGAUGCAUAUCAACCGAAUUCACCAUUCAAGGAAAUGCAAUUUCAAAGUAAUUUGGAAACCGAUGAAAAUGAAGAAUCCAGUAAAGAUAAACACGUAGAAAAGCCUAUCCUGAUAUGGUGGACCAAUGGCCUGUUUCCUCACCAUCCAGGCGAAGAACUUGUUUCCAUUGACUGUGAAGGUUACCCAUGCUUUUCAACAAAUCACCGGCGAUACCUUGCAGAUGAAAGAACACGUGGUAUAAUGUUUUACGGAAGUGAUAUUAGUCCUGAUAAGUUACCGUUGCCACGCAAAUCAACGCAUGAUUGGGCUUUAUUUCAUGAGGAAUCACCUAUGAACAAUUACAUCUUAUCAAAACAGCCUUUUAUAUCUCUAUUCAACCAUACAGCAACAUUCAGAAGUGAAUCAGAUUACCCUGUAACUACUCAAAACAUUUAUUCAUUGAAAUUUAUGACAAGGCGAAAACCUGUCCCUCUUCAUGUCAAAAAUUCUGAAAAGAUGAAAAGAAAUCUCGCUCCUGUGUUAUAUGUUCAGUCUCAUCCUGGAGUUCCAUCAGAUCGGGAUAGUUACGUAGAGGAAUUAAUGAAAUACAUACAUGUUGAUUCAUAUGGUACCUGUUUACACAAUAAAGAUCUACCUGAACAUUUAAGGGACCCUGCACAAAAUUUUGAAAAUUUUGAAUUUCUAGACUUCAUUUCUGUCUACAAAUUUCACCUGGCAUUUGAAAAUGCAGUUUGCAAAGACUACAUGACUGAAAAACUAAUGAGACCAUUACAUGUGGGUUCUAUACCAAUCUAUUAUGGGUCACCAUUCGCCCAAGAGUGGAUGCCAAAUAACUCCACAGCCAUCAUGGUGAGUGAUUUUAAAAGUCCAAAGGAAUUGGCAGAGUUCAUUGACUAUCUUGAUAAUAAUGAUGACGAAUAUGAAAAAUACAUGCAGUUUAAAAAACCAGGGGGUGUCACAAACCAAAAACUUCUAGAUCAUAUGGAAAAACGUCCAUGGGGAUCCCAUGAUCAAAACUUUCAUAUUUUCAAUGAGGACAAAAAGCCAGAUUAUUUUCAAGGAUUUGAGUGCCAUGUAUGUAAAAGUAUUCACAUGAGGAUGGAAAAUGAGAGGCUUCGACAGUUUGAUGCAUCAAUACCGCCACUCCCUGGAAAGGUAGCCAAUGAUUCACAUAUGGGAUGUCCAGAGCCAUUCUCAUCACUUGGAUUGCCGGAGGAAGAAUUGAAAGAAAGGUGGAUAAAUACUGACUGGAUCAGAGUGUAUCGCUCCCAAGAACUGAUGGCUUCUGCAGUUAGUGAUAUGAUGGAUGCUGAUGAAGCAAACUCAGAGAAUUUCAUUGAUUAUCUUAAUAAAUACAUGGAGAACAGGGAUGUAAGCUUAUAGCAAUUAGUGUAUGAUGUUGUUUAUCAGUUUGUUGGUCAGUUUCUUUAAUUAGAUUUGAUAUGACUUGAUCAAAAUUCUGAUAACAAACAUCAUACUGUAAUGAAAUAUGAAACAUUAAUUGUUAUUAGUGUAAAUUUAUCAGUAAAUAUCCUAUUUAUUUGGUGAUAAAACCUGUGCCUGAUAAAUCCAUCACUUUACUUUUUAUGGCUUACUUGAGAGAUUUUCAGCCUGAUAAUGGGCCCCAUUUCCAGUUGAAAUUUUUUCACACCUGAAAUUUCCCUCCUCAAUUCACCAAUAUUCUUUCCAAAAUGAAGCAAAAAGGUUCCAUCCCAAACCUGUCAAUAAAAACCCUGCUUUUGUUGACAGAGCUUAUGUGCUUGCCCUCUGGGUUUUGUUAAUUAAUUAGUAUGUAUACCAUGUAAAUAUAAUGAAAUGAACACAUGAACAUGUAUGUAAUAUACUUGAAGUAUUGUAACAUUUUUUAAAAAUCCAAAUGUAGUUUAACAUCAGAGAAGUAUUUAUCUCGUAAAACAUCUGUUUUAUAGGCUAUGCCUGUUUUUCUUAACCAAUAAGAAGAAAAAAACAAAACAAACAAAAAACAAACAAAAAAAAAAAAAAAAACACAUGUAGA